Molecule: messenger RNA, 777 nt
Organism: Eruca vesicaria subsp. sativa (arugula)
Lineage: Eukaryota; Viridiplantae; Streptophyta; Magnoliopsida; Brassicales; Brassicaceae
Source: the annotation of a GenBank genome assembly
UUAUACAACCUAAUAUUAAUCGUAGUAACUUAAUGGUGUUCGUAGAAGUAAGGAAAGAGUUGUAAAAAUGGUGAGAAGCUUUUGUUCCUUUUUCGCUAGAAAGAAGAAGAUGGCGAGAAGCAUCUCCUACAUCACCUCUACUCAGCUCCUUCCUCUUCAUCGUCGUCCCAACAUCGCCAUCAUCGAUGUCAGGGAUGAAGAGAGGAACUAUGAUGGGCAUAUAGCUGGUUCUCUACACUAUGCUAGUGGUUCCUUUGAAGACAGGAUCUCUCAUCUUGUUCAAAAUGUCAAGGAUAAAGACACACUUGUCUUCCACUGUGCUUUGAGCCAGGUUCGUGGCCCAACAUGUGCAAGAAGACUCGUGAAUUAUCUCGACGAGAAGAAACAAGAGAGUGGAAUAAAAAACAUAAUGAUAUUGGAACGUGGCUUCAAUGGCUGGGAAGCUGCUGGUAAACCGGUUUGCCGCUGCGCAGACGUUCCUUGCAAAGGCGACUGCACCUAAGUCUUACUGAACCAUUGGAAUCUAAUUGAGUCUCCACAUUGUCAUGUGUAUCAGAGAUGAUGAUUACUACUACUAUUCAUAAAUAAUCUCUCUAUUGACAAUCACAGUAUUUAAGGGCUAUUUCGAUAUGUAUUUGGGUGUCGUCAAAGCCACGUUUAUUGUCUUCAUAUAACUCUCUCCUCAACUCUUACAAUGGCAGCAGCUCUAUUACUGAUUUACAAAGACUUGUUGAAGAAUUUGGAAAACUCUAAUGAUCUAAUCUAUCAAUUUUUUUU